AUGAGUAAUGAUCGAAAACAUCUUUGGAAGGAUAUUGGUCUUAUUUCCCAAGGCACCAAGAUUCUGUGGAUUGUUGGUGGAGAUUUUAACUUUAUUUUGUCUACUGAAGAGAGGCUGGAUUAUCGUGGCAAUGGCACAGAAAUGGUACCAUUUCAAACUUGUGUUUGUGAAUGUGGGCUGGAAGAUGUUAAGUACAAUGGGUCAUAUUUUACUUGGAAUAAUAAACAAGAGGGGAAAGCUCGGGUUUGUGCAAAGCUGGAUCGGGUCUUGGCAAAUAAUGCUUGGUUGGAUACCUUUCCCACGGCUGAAGUCAGUUUCCUUGCAGAGGGUAUGUUUGAUCAUUCACCAGGUCUUCUCUCCAUUUAUCCGAAUAUGCAUGAUAACCAGAAACCUUUUAGGUACUUCAAUUAUUGGAGCUCUUUGAAAGAUUUUACUGGUAUUGUUCAAAAUGGGUGGAGUGAGAAUGUUGAAGGUUAUCCAAUGUACUUAUUUGUCAAAAAACUUAGGCUUCUGAAACAAGGGCUCAGGAGGUUACAUGAACAAGAGAAAGGUGAUCUUGGUAUUCAAGAUUCGGAAGCUUAUAAAGCUUUACUUGAUAUUCAUGUCGCUUUAAGGGAGAAACCUGGUAAUGGAGAGCUUAUUACUCAGGAAACUCAAGCUAGGAAUAAAUUUGCUGAGAUCCACAUGAAAUACCCAAUUUUUUUAAGACAAAAAGCCAAGGUAAAAUGGCUUGCUUUUGGUGAUGACAAUUCCAAAAAAUUUCAUGCUAGUAUGAAGCAGAGGAGAAUGCAAAACACCAUUUAUUCGGUCAGAAACAGUAAUGGAGAUUGGGUUACUGAGCAGAGUGAGGUCAUUCGAGCUUUCUUGGAUUUCUAUGAUAAUUUACUAGGAUCCAAAAUGAGUUCAAGAACCCGGGGACAGUAUAGUUCAAGAGGGUUCGCUGGGAAAAUUCUUAAGGAAAUAAAUGCCAUAUCCAUUACUUUAACCCCCAAAAUGGUUUGUCUUGUCUCAGUGAGUGAUUAUAGUCCUAUUGCUUGCUGCAAUGUGGUCUAUAAAGUGGCCACCAAAUUAUUUGUUCUCGCCUUCGAAGUAUUCUUCCUUGCAUUAUAUCCGCCAAUCAGAGUGGAUUUGUUCAAGGAAGGAAAAUAG
Molecule: messenger RNA, 1149 nt
Organism: Humulus lupulus (European hop)
Lineage: Eukaryota; Viridiplantae; Streptophyta; Magnoliopsida; Rosales; Cannabaceae
Exons: 3
Coding region: 1-1149 (382 amino acids)
Source: RefSeq, a predicted model, not a curated record